CAAAUAAAUGAAAGGUACCAGUAUAAAACAACCGUGACCUUCUCUUGUGAAGACCAAGCGUAAGAGAGAGAACAAUGGCUAAAACAUGGUCUUAAAACUUGCAAUGCCCCCUCCCACCACUCCACCAACCACCAGGAUGCCCGGCAUCAGAACAUUCCAGGCAUUCCCGUGAUUGGCAGAUAGCAUGUUGAUUGGCAUGUCGAACCCCACCUACACUGGGUACUGGUAAAUACAACACAACCAACUAACAGCAUAACACACAGCUGGUUGUGCGGGUCGCUACAUAGCCCCCCCACCACAAAGUCCCUCAUCCCCGAGGGAACAAACAAAGUCUCUGAAGCGAUCCGGAGGUCUCCUUUGCCUGCGUGGCCAUUAUGGUCACAGAGUGUCCAGAUGUGAAACAGGGGGCUCAGUCCGUAGUAGGUGGCUGCCCUUCUGGGGCCCAGGUGAUGAAGGCAGGGACACGGGGGACAAGGAUGAGGGAAUGGGGAAUACAGUCUGUGGCUCUGGGGAACCGGUGACACAGGGAGGGAGACUGGGGGAGUGGACUGUCUAGAGCCUGGAGAAUGUCAUUGCCAGAGAGGGGAAUUGUGGGGGUCCCUGUGGUUUGGGGAGAAGAUGCCCCUCUGUAUGGCGCUAACCUGUCCCGGUGCAGUGCAACCUUUCUCCCCCUGGGACAAUUUAUUAGUUAUGCUGUCUUUGUUAGUUAUGCUGUCUUUACAAACCACAUAUCCUAUAGUUAAAAGUGACAAGUUUGAUGCAUAAGUAGUCAACUAAGGUAGCUAGCUAACAUACCGGUACAUACUGCUGUAAUGAUAUGCUAUCUAAAUAUGCUAUCUAAAUACGCAACGUUUAUUGACUUGAUUAUUCCUGUAAUUCUUAGCUUAGCUAAAUGGUGUAGUCAUUGUGCGUUCUUAAUGGACAUUCGCAUGCUUUCGUGAAUUCGCUCUGGCUAUCUACUCCGAUUUCAGAGCACUCGUCUGGGUGUACCAGAGCCAGAAUAAUGAGUUUAAGAGCGCUCAACACCUGUUGAAUAUGGCCGGUGUCAGUAAACGGCGGCAAAAAGCUUAAUUAAAUUGUUGCCAGCAGCACAGUUACAGUCACCAAUGAUCUGGAUAACAUGUAAACAGCCUAACCAGCUCUGCUAGGGCGAGUAAAAUGGUCAGAGUGGUCUGAUUUGUGUCUGGAAGGAGCUAGAAAGCUAGCCAACGUUAGCUUGGGUGCUUGAAUUUACGAGCACACUCUGGCACUCCACAUUGAAUUUAAGAACACACCCGAAGUCGUAAGAUGUCUAACUAGCUAACGAGCUACACUAGCAAGCAUCAACUUCCGGUAGACAGGCGAAGAGCUAGUACGCUCAACUGAAAGCAUACUGUUUGUUUACAGUAUACUAAAAUGAACUAAUAGCAUAUAGUAUGUAGUAUAUACUCAUUAAGUAUGUAGUAUACAGUAUGUUAGUAUGGGACUUCGAACAGAGCUACUGAGUUUGGUCUUCAAAUAUGGCGCUUGGUGCAGUUGCUAGAUGAUUUGGGACAACUGCAAGCCCUCUAUACAUCUAUUUAAAACAAGUAAUGAUACAUCUUUAUCUUGUGGCAUUAAACAUUAAGACAUUAAUUGUAAUAAAAAGUAAUACACAGCACAUGACCUUGAGUUCUGAUGUGGUUUUAAAUGGAUGAUAGACAAUAACAUACCUUGUAUAAAUGGAUAUUCAUGUGAUAAGAUUAAUCUAUUGAGUAAGGUAAGAAAUGAUGUCAUACAUUAGCAAUCGAGCUAUACAGGUGACUGGCCUAUAGUCUUUCAAUGCAAAAAUAUACUAGCUUGUUUGGACUUUUCUGAGAUUCUGAGCAGUGGUUGGUCAGAUCAGAAAAACACCUGCCCAACACUAUUUGAAGAAGAUGUUAUCAUCCAUAUUAUGAGUUAACCAUUCAGAAAGAAAACAAAAACAAAUGUUAACUUGUCUCACUCACUACCUCACUACUUCGGUUUAUGGCAUGGAGACCAUCAUCUUUGGUGCUCUGCAUUUACGUGCACGUGGAAAUGAUAGUAAAAAAAUCAUGACAUUUUUGGCAUGAGGUUAGCAGUGUGUUAGCAGUUCAAAAUCACAUUUUAAUAAUAACUAGUGACGAUCCAAUGUCAUUAGCUACCCUACUGCCCACUUCAGCUGUACAGAGAAGAAAAUUGGUAUGUGUGACUAUUGUUUUUUUUGUUGUUGCAAUUAUUUGUUAUCUUGGCCAUAUGUUUUUAAAGUAAAAUGACUGCAUUUGAGGUCGAGGGCUGUGACAGCAUAACUAGCUAGCCAGUAACGUUGAUUGCUCUUCAAAACCUACGCGAUAGCCAGGCUAUAGUUACUAUAUAAACUCACCCCACUCACCCCAUUCCGUACAAAUGUGCGCAACCGCAACAUUCAAAGGAGGCUACAAAGAAAACUAAUGGGACUGUAGCCACUGUGUUGACGUCGAUAUCGGAGGUGUGAACUAGGUUUCUAUUCAAGCGUUGAUCAACAUGGUAAUGGCUCUAUAGUAUUGGGGAAAAGUUGAAAAAAACUGACCCUCUGUUACAUCUUGACGUGUCAUGUUGUAACGUACAGCACGCAUAAAGCAACUAUUUCUGUCUUACCAUCUCUCUCCACCAGGUGUAGCACUUCUUUCAUCCUUUAAAAACAAGAAAUUGACAGUGACGGGGGUAAGGGGGGAUACCCAGUCAUUUUUUUCAUCAUCAUUGCAUGCGAUCAUCAUUCUCAAAGCCUCUGUUUACUUCUAAGAUCGCCUUAUAUGGCGAUAAGGUGAUAAAUUGGACAGAUUGAGUGAAAAAAAGCAAUUUUCCCCACACAUCUCUCCUUCUCACUAUCAAGCAUUAGUUUCGCUUCCCCACCCGCCAUUUUUAAAAAGACCCGACGGGGCUCAUUGCCUGCUUGAAUUAUGCAGAAACGGGCAGCGUUUAGGUCAUGUAAUUGAUUCUGUUAGAAAGGGGAGAAAUUGUUCUUUACAAUGGUAUUGACAUUAUAGUUGAUCUGGAAGUAUUAUGUUUUUGGGGUGCUAAAAUAAGGGCAAUUCUAUGGACCAAAGCGAUGUACGAGUUUACGUGAGUUUACGUUAACGUUAGUUGCUAGGGAGCUAGCUAGAAAGCCCUAAAUAUCUCGCUCUCAACUCUAUUCUCAUGUUUUAAUGACACAAAGAAAGCCUGAUGUUGUUAGCUGUGUCUGGUCAGGAAGACUCAGUUCCAGCCAGGUCCUAACAUUAAUUGGCUAGGCUAAUAUUAUAUUGCCUCAAAGCUAGCUUUAUCAACUUGUUAGAUACCUUGCAACAAGUAACAGGCCAAACAUCCCCCCUGUAAGGUGGAAUCACAUCAUUACAUUCUCCCAUUCUAAUAGAAUAUCAUUCUAUUUGUAUGGGCUAACCCCUGUAUCAUUAUUGGGAUAAAAUUUAGCUAACAUUAGAUAACAACAUUUACCAUUUAUAUGAACAUUUCGAUAACAUCACACAGUGACUAGAGAAAAUAUCAAAUAUCAGUAGCAAAUGCAGAAUGGGAUAGUUGUUGGAUAACUAUAUAGGCUGUACUUGGAAAGCUUUGAGAGUACAUUGGGGGACAGCGCUUUCCUCAUCAUGAGGUGACUGUCAUGCCACCUCUUCAUGCACUUGUCAUUCAAUUCCAUUUUCUCUGAAAGGCCCUAUGUGGUGCGAAGAUGCACUUUCUUAUCAGAGUUCCCCUUUGACACAGAGAAAGAUGGGACACAUAACCUUGGCUUCCCAUGCCAGCGGUGCAGCGGCUAUUAAAUCAAAAACACUGUUUGACUUCUGAUUACACAUUUAUAGAGGCUGAUGUUCGGAUGUACCGAUCCUGUGCAGGUGUUGUUACACAUGGUCUGCCACUGCAAGGAUGAUUUGCUGUCCGCCUGUCUCCCUGUAGCGCUGUCUUAGGCAUCUCACAGUACGGUCAUUGCAAUGUAUUGCCCUGGCCACAUCUGCAGUUCUCAUGCCUCCUUGCAGCAUGCCUAAGGCACGUUCACGCAGAUGAUCAGAGACCCUGGGCAUCUUUCUUUUGGUGUUUUUCAGAGUCAGUAGAAAGGCCUGGGAAACAGUGUUUAAACCCUUUACAAUGGAGAUCUGUGAAGUUAGUUGGAUUUUUACGAAUGAUCGUUGAAAGACAGGGUCCUGAAAAAGGGACGUUUCUUUUUUUGCUGAGUUUAGUUGCAAAGUUGCUAAAGUUGUCCAUUUAUUAGAUUUGAACAAGCAACCAUUUGCGUUAUACGCCUACCAAUCUACUCCAACCAACCACAUUUCUUUCCCCUUUGCCUUAAGUAACCUUCUGUCUUAUGUUUCUAAUACUAAUUUGUGUGUCCGCCGGAUUUACUUUACUAUGUUACAUCUAGUCUAUGAGAACAAGCUGAGAACAAGCCACCGUUUGUUAUGUGGAUGCCCACUGUUACCUGCCUGUCACCCUUCCCUCUGUUCCCCUCUCGCAGGGCAUCAAGGCUGUGCUGGCAGAGAGCUAUGAGAGGAUCCACCGCAGUAACCUGGUGGGCAUGGGGGUCAUCCCUCUGGAGUACCUGGCCGGGGACACGGUAGACACCCUGGGCCUGACGGGCCGAGUGCAUUACACCGUGGUCAUCCUAGAGCCACUCACACCCAGGGUGAUUGUUGACAUUAAGCUCGACACGGGCAAUUCAUUCCAGACGAGGAUGAGGUUCGACACAGACGUGGAGCUGACGUACUUCCACAACGGAGGCACCAUCAGGACCUACAAGGAGCGCACCAUCGGGACCAAGCUGCGCUGAACACGCACAUCCUCCAUGGGGACGGAGAGACAGAAUGUCCUGACUCGCCCUCUGUUGGUUUGAGUUUACCAUUUGGUUUUCAUCAUGUUGUCUCCAUUGGUUUUAGUGCAUUAACCCGUAGAUGUUUAGCUAUAGGACUUCUUUGAUUAUGUAGUGCUGAGUGCUUAUUACUGUUGGUGAGUAGGGUUGCAAAAUUCCACAUCCAGUUCAUUCCCAGUUGUUCCUGGUCCUCCUGGUUAGUAGAUUCAGGAGGGAAUGAGCAGGAAAUGCAGGAAUUCUCCAACCGGGAUUUUUUGGGAAAGUUGAUGAAGGCUGAAAUUUUUGUCUUUUAACCUUGCUUAAAAAAAAAUCAUUGUUAAUGGUGAGCGAAUGUUGCACCUUUUUUCUUUCCUAUUUUGGGAAAGUUACCAGAAUUGUUCAACCCUAAUGGUGAGUUUGGCUACCCUAGUACUAGUGUAACAGGGGGCGAGUUAAUCAAAUCAAUCUAUCAAAUUAAUAUAAGUAAACCUCAUUACAUUUCUGACCUGAAGCCACAUUUAAUAUUUUCUUGAAGCACUAAUGAUUUUAUGGACCAAAUUGUUUCUGUCUAUCAAAUUGGAAUGAAGGCCUACUAUAAGAUUCACACUUGUUUGUGACCUCGUCACUCUGAUAUGGAUAAAAUGUGUAUUUUGUCUGCUACAAGGCCAUAGCAGGGCUAGUGGCUACCUCCUAAUAGUCUUGGUGCUGUCCCCUUCCCGUUCUCCUUUCCAUAACUGGAGAGGCCAGGGGGAAUUCCUGGUACAUAUCCAGGCAGAACUGAGCGAUAUUAGGCAGAACUGAGCGAUUUCCGCUAGGUGGGCCAGCUGCAAAGUCAAAAUUGCCUAUAUUGUAACAUUUAUGAAAGAAAAACAUUACUUAACAUUACCUGAAAGAAAAACAUUACCUUCUUAAUUUCAAGAUUAGGGUUAGCAGAGUGGUUAGGCUUAAAAUAAAAUGUUAUGACUUGUGGCUGUGCCAGCUAGUGACCAAUGCAGAGCUACCUCCAGAUCAAGAUUCAUGAUGAAAAAUGCAAACCUGUAUGAUAUGGCUCAGGG
Messenger RNA from Oncorhynchus keta (chum salmon), 5847 nucleotides. RefSeq names its product cytoplasmic aconitate hydratase-like. The coding region runs from base 4523 to 4774 and encodes 83 amino acids. Gene Ontology annotation, molecular function: 4 iron, 4 sulfur cluster binding; 3 iron, 4 sulfur cluster binding; aconitate hydratase activity. Gene Ontology annotation, cellular component: cytosol; mitochondrion. Gene Ontology annotation, biological process: citrate metabolic process; tricarboxylic acid cycle. The record is from RefSeq and is a predicted model, not a curated record. The transcript is spliced from 2 exons. NCBI's taxonomy places the organism in Eukaryota, Metazoa, Chordata, Actinopteri, Salmoniformes, Salmonidae.